Molecule: messenger RNA, 2453 nt
Organism: Betta splendens (Siamese fighting fish)
Lineage: Eukaryota; Metazoa; Chordata; Actinopteri; Anabantiformes; Osphronemidae
Product: probable ATP-dependent RNA helicase DDX17
Exons: 13
Coding region: 92-1945 (617 amino acids)
Biological process (GO): alternative mRNA splicing, via spliceosome
Cellular component (GO): ribonucleoprotein complex; cytoplasm; nucleus
Molecular function (GO): ATP binding; RNA binding; RNA helicase activity
Source: RefSeq, a predicted model, not a curated record
GGCUAACGGUACUUGGGCUAUAGCACCAAACCAAAGCUAACGGAACGUGACGUUAGAGGCUCGCUCAUCAGAGAAGUGUAUUGCCGUCACAAUGAGAGGUUCGUACGGAGACAGAGAUCGAGACCGUGGCCGUGACAGGGGCAGCCCCCGUUUCGGGUCCAGCAGAGGCGGUCCUCCACCGGGCAAGAAGUUUGGAAACCCCGGGGAGCGAUUACGGAAAAAGAGAUGGGACCUGGAUGAACUCCCCAAAUUUGAGAAGAACUUCUACAGUGAACAUGCAGAGGUUCAGCGAAUGAGCCAGUAUGAUGUGGAUGAGUAUCGCAGAAAGAAAGAGAUCACAGUUCGUGGUUCAGGCUGUCCCAAACCCAUCACCACCUUUCACCAGGCACAGUUUCCUCAAUAUGCAAUGGAUGUGCUGAUGCAGCAGAACUUCAAGGAGCCCACAGCCAUCCAGGCCCAAGGUUUCCCUCUGGCUCUCAGUGGGAGAGACAUGGUGGGCAUUGCCCAGACGGGAUCUGGGAAAACCUUAUCGUACCUCCUCCCUGCAAUUGUGCACAUCAACCAUCAGCCCUACUUGGAGCGUGGAGAUGGACCCAUUUGUUUGGUUCUGGCCCCCACAAGAGAACUGGCCCAGCAGGUCCAGCAGGUUGCCUAUGAUUAUGGGAAGUUGUCCCGCAUUAAAAGCACUUGUGUGUAUGGUGGUGCGCCCAAAGGACCCCAACUCUGCGACCUUGAGAGAGGUGUUGAGAUCUGCAUCGCUACACCGGGUCGUCUUAUUGACUUCCUCGAGGCUGGAAAGACCAACCUGCGCCGCUGCACAUACUUGGUUCUGGAUGAAGCUGACCGCAUGCUGGACAUGGGCUUUGAACCCCAGAUUCGUAAAAUUGUGGACCAGAUCAGGCCAGACAGACAGACCCUGAUGUGGAGUGCCACCUGGCCUAAAGAGGUUCGACAGCUGGCAGAGGACUUCCUCAAGGACUAUGUCCAAAUCAAUGUUGGGGCCCUGGAACUCAGCGCCAACCACAACAUUCUUCAGAUAGUUGACGUCUGUAUGGACAAUGAAAAGGAUCAGAAAUUGAUCCAGCUAAUGGAGGAAAUUAUGGCUGAGAAAGAGAACAAGACCAUCAUCUUUGUGGAGACCAAGAAACGAUGUGAUGACCUCACUCGCAGGAUGAGACGUGAUGGGUGGCCAGCGAUGUGUAUUCAUGGUGACAAGAGCCAGCCAGAGAGAGACUGGGUGCUGUCAGAAUUCCGUAGUGGAAAAGCUCCCAUCCUCAUUGCUACUGACGUGGCCUCCCGUGGUUUGGAUGUGGAGGAUGUCAAGUUUGUCAUCAACUAUGACUAUCCCAACUCGUCGGAGGACUACAUCCACCGGAUCGGCCGCACGGCCCGCAGCACCAACAAGGGCACAGCGUACACCUUCUUCACGCCAGGAAACCUCCGCCAGGCCCGGGAGCUGAUCCGGGUGCUGGAGGAGGCGCGACAGACCAUCAACCCCAAACUGCUGCAACUGGUGGACACAGGACGUGGAGGAGGCAGCCGUCCCCGUUUCCGUGGAAGCUCUAAUUCCAACAAUCCCAACCUGAUGUACCAGGACGAGUGUGACCGACGGAUGCGUUCUGUGGGCGGCAGCUCUAAGGACAGCCGCAGCAACUACAGCCGCGGAGGAAGCAGUCGGGACGGGGAGCGUUCCUCCUCCUCGCACAGAGAUCGCAGCAGCCGGGACGGCGGACGCAGCUACGGCUCGGGUUCCAGCUCAUACGACCAGUGCCAGAACAGCAGCUCCAGGGGCACCGCCGGCUCCGGGAGCGGUGGGGUGGGCCAGGCCCCCCCUCCGUCAGGGCCACAGCCUCUGAUGGCCCAGCAGUUCAGCCCCCCCCAGCCCAUGAUGGGUCUGAUGGGACACACUCCGUUCCAGUUUGCUCCUCCCUCUGGCAGAAAGUAGUGUAAGCUCAACACCAGUCACACUCGACUCCCGUUAGUCAACCUGUACUUCCAGGGGGCGUUUGGCGGUUGAACACUAACAUCUACAUUCCAGUUCUAGGCUUGUUUGUGUUGCAGAGGAUGUUACAAUAGGUUUUUGUGCUUCAGAUUCCUUAUUUCUACCUUAAGACAGAUUUGUAGUAGUUUUACUUAAAAUUAAUAAUGAUCAUUAGUCACGUUCUUGGUAUAAAUGUGAUGUUUUUGUAAUGUGAGCUGCUGGAGGAGGAUCCAGUUUCCCCUUCAGCAGCAAAGGAAGGUGCUAAAAUUAUUAUUGCAAAUAAGGAUCUGUUUUAUUUCUUUGACUAAAACUAUAAAAAGUCACUGCUUUAUGGAAGAGCUGAAUUGUACCUUUGGACUCCGGCCUUGACUUACUUUGUUCACUAGCGUAGCCAAGCGUUUGUGGCAGUAAUGAGUUAAUGUGAUGUCUGUUUUUACAGUUUUUCAUGUUAAAUAAAAGCCUUUAACUGGUC